Cryptotermes secundus is the source of this 5293-nucleotide messenger RNA. RefSeq lists its product as uncharacterized. Gene Ontology annotation, biological process: nuclear membrane organization. The transcript is spliced from 13 exons. Bases 772 to 2988 code for a protein of 738 amino acids. NCBI's taxonomy places the organism in Eukaryota, Metazoa, Arthropoda, Insecta, Blattodea, Kalotermitidae. The record is from RefSeq and is a predicted model, not a curated record. Gene Ontology annotation, cellular component: nuclear inner membrane.
GUGAGGAGCGGCUAGGAGGUGAGGAGUUUCUGUGGUGAGAAACGAGAGUUGUCAUGUACAGAACUAGUCUGUUGGACAGAAUGUUGGGCUGUUGAGAAGGUGUGAAAGCAAAAAGCAUGAGACAUCUUUUGGCCAGUUCAUUUUAUUUACUGUGUUAGAAAUCCUACAGAGACUUACUGAAUACUGAAUAUGAUUGACUUAAUGGACCAGCAUAUAAGGGCCCCCAUACACUCUCAGUUCCAUCUGCAGUUUAAACUGCACAGUUGGAUCGUACGUGUAAUGGGAAAUCCCAACGACUGUGCAGUCAGAACUGUUGACCUGUGGAUCUUUUGGAAUGGCAAAAGAUUUAACUGCGCAGUUCAACUGUGGUGUCCUGUGUGUGUCGAUUUCUGAAGGCCAAAGCACAGUUCUCCAGACAGCUGUGAGUUAUCCACUCAUCUGUUACAGUGUCGAUCUAGAAUCAUGGUUACAUGGUCAAAAGAUUUUCUCAUUGGAUUUAUUUAACUUUUCAAAACAGAGGAAUGUUUAUGGAAGAUUAUAUCAAAGGACUAUCACAAUAGAAGCAAGAGGGAUAUGAACUGUGGAAUUCUGGUUUCAAAAGUGUAAAACGUGGAGCCUAAUGUGACACGAGACACUAUUGUCAAAAAGAUAAACAAUUUACAUUGCACAUUUAGAAAGGAGCAGAAGAAGGUGAAGAAAUCCAAAGUGUCAGGUGCUAGUGCUGAUGACUUGUGGUAUUACAACCACCUCCUUUUUUUGACUGAUCAGGAAAUGCCACACAGUUUGACCUCCAGUAUGCAAGGAGAGGAAAGCGAGGCAGCUGAUUUCACUGAGGACUCAAACGUGACUACUCCUGACAGGGAAUUAGAUGUUUCUUUGAAUUCACCCAGUCGGUCAACCUCAGACUGUACUCCAGGCAGCGAUACAACAGCCCCAUAUUUGCCAGACACACAAAGAAUCUUUAAAAGGGCUAAGAAACCAUCUCCAUCCGACAGUCUGUUGUCUCUUGUUAGUGACAAAUUACAGGAGUUUCCAGAUGCUCCUCGACCUUACGUAAAUCAAGACCAAAGGAGAUGCAUUGGAAGCAUAAGGGAGCAACUAAAGUUAUCAUGGCUGACUUCUCUAAUAGGGUGUGUUCUGUUUGCAGCUGGAAUGAGGCUGCUUUUCUGGAAUGAGGGACAGGUGGUGCAAACUGCCCGCUUACUGGAGGAAGCACUGAAUACUAUUAUUCCGGUUCAGUAUACAUCUGUUGUGAUGGCAGAAAACAAUGGGAAAUUGGUGCAUUUUAGUGGAGCUUUACAUGUGGGAGAGCUGCUUACAGAGCCGGAAUAUGGAGUGGCUGUUCCUGCAGCGAAGUUGAAACGCCGUGUCCAGAUGUAUCAGUGGGUAGAAGAGGAGCAAAACAGGACCCUAGUUCAGGACUGUCAGGAAGUACCAGUGAUGGUCAUGAAUGUUACCCACAGGGACCAAAAGCUCAGGAGAGGAUCUCUUCUGGCGCACUGUGAGACAAAAAGGACUGACCAUCGCCAGAAGAGGGACGAGCCACCAUGCAACAGUAGCACAGCAAAAGCAGAAGAGAAGCAACACAAGGAUGUCCUGUUGUGCAACAGUGGCAAGACGCAAGAGAGAGAGAGCGUGAAGAAGAACCUUACUCAGGGAACUGGUGGACCCGGGAGGAAGCGAUUGGUCGCGGCUGACAAGAAUAUUACCCACUGUGCAAAUGUGACACAGCGCAAGAGACUUAGACUUCAGGGAGAUCAGAUGGAAUCACACACAAACCCACAUAAGAAUUGCUAUCUUUUUCAGUUUCCAGAUGCUCCUCGACCUUACGUAAAUCAAGACCAAAGGAGAUGCAUUGGAAGCAUAAGGGAGCAACUAAAGUUAUCAUGGCUGACUUCUCUAAUAGGGUGUGUUCUGUUUGCAGCUGGAAUGAGGCUGCUUUUCUGGAAUGAGGGACAGGUGGUGCAAACUGCCCGCUUACUGGAGGAAGCACUGAAUACUAUUAUUCCGGUUCAGUAUACAUCUGUUGUGAUGGCAGAAAACAAUGGGAAAUUGGUGCAUUUUAGUGGAGCUUUACAUGUGGGAGAGCUGCUUACAGAGCCGGAAUAUGGAGUGGCUGUUCCUGCAGCGAAGUUGAAACGCCGUGUCCAGAUGUAUCAGUGGGUAGAAGAGGAGCAAAACAGUGAGCUGAUGCCAGGGGACCAUGAAUAUGUUGAAACUAGUUACUCAUACACGAUGGAGUGGAGGGACAAGCUGAUUGACAGCUCCUUAUUCUACAGUACCUCGGGCCAUCACAAUCCAAAAGAAUUUCCCCUGAAGAGCAUAGUGUAUGUGAAUGAGCAUGUGAUUGUUGGAAGCUGUGUGUUUGGUGCAGCGCUCAAAGAGAAGUUCUCUGACUAUGUGCUGGUGACAAGUGAUGAACGGCCAGAGAGGAGGGACAUCAAGUUACAUGCAGGCUUGUAUUAUCACAGUCAAGAUGUGUGGAAUCCAGAAGUCGGUGACAUCAGAGUUCAGUUCUCAUACGCAGGGAAGGCUGGUGAAGUGGUGAGUGUUGUGGGGAUGCAAGUUGGGAAAGAGAUUCGACCCUAUCAGACAUUCUCAGGGGAUGAAAUACUGAUGCUGCGAUAUGGUCGCCUGACUGUAGAGGAAAUGUUUCUUGAAGAACGAGUUCACAACCAAUGGCUGACAUGGGCUUUGCGUGGUCUUGGUUGGUUGAUGAUGUUUCUUGGUGCAAAUUGCCUUACAAACAUCUUGCAUCUUAUUGUUUCCAGGUAUUCAGUCUUGCAUGAUUUGUUGGUGUUGGGUGUGAAUUCUAUGAAUGUGGCAAUAUCUACAUCAGCAUCUUUGCUGGUAACAUCAUUUGCCUGGAUUUGGUAUCACCCAGUGCUUGGAGGUUUCCUCAUGAUUGGAGCAGCUGUGCCAUUCCUGUAUUCAGCAAUUCAGCUCUACUGUGGUGACCACCAGGAAAACCGCUAUCAGAGGUUGUGAAUUCUUAGUAGUCUGUGGAAGUGAUCAGUAUUUUUGUGAGACUGAAAAGUUGUGAAGUAGAAGAUAUUUUAGGAAUAUGCUGUAGAAAUCUUCAGUAGGGAUUAAAAACAUGUUUUAUAACGUAUUUGGUCCUACAGAUUUAAGAAACUGGAAGGAAAGUGAAAAGUCUGAAGAUACAGGUAGGCUGCAUCAAAAAUUGACUCUUUGUUAGUUGUACUGAUUAGAAUAAGCUUUAUAAGGAACUGAUUUUUACCAAAGAUUCAAAUUUUAACCUUUGAGAGACGGGGUAUUUAAAUUGUGGUAGUUGUAGCAGGCCAGAGUUUAUUUAAAUGCCUGCAGAUCUAGAAGAUUAAAUUUGUGAUCAUGUUACUAAAAAUGCUGUAACUUAUACAAUUUUUGUGGUAAAUGGACGAAAUUAACGUUGCUUUUAUCUAGAAAGAAUAUAGAAUCAGAUAUUGUAAUUUAAAGCCUUAAAAAUCUGUAAAAAUUCUCACACCGAUUUUUUUUUAUAUAUAUAAAGAUUUUGAGCAUUUGCCUACAAUUCUACUUUCACCUCAUGCACAAUAUGUUUCAGCAGUAUAAAUGUUGGCUCCUGGUUUAUCAAUUAGAGACCAGAAGUUUAUAUUUGUUUCUGCUGCAUCAUAUUCUCAGAUUACAAACAUUGCCUGUUCCUUGUAGCAUACAUAGUAAAUUCUUGGGAUGUUACAUCAGAAGGCAGUUGUGUGAUACAGAUUCAGACUGCGGUACAGAUGAUUUUGACAGUGGUCAUGACGGAAGCUCCGAAAGUGAAGUCAACGAAGAACCAUUAUCUUCGUCAACAAUCUGGGGACCACCACGUCAGCAUGACAGGAGGGGUGUGAAUAAUUUUUCCAAUGGAGCAGUGGGGAUAUCUCUCGAUAAAGCUCCACAUGUAAAUAAGGAUUCCGCCCCACUCUGCGUUUUCAUGCUUUACUUCGCAGGAAUUAUCCAGCUGCUGGUGGACGAGACUAACAGAUAUUAUCACCAAGACCUAGACAGACUUGAAGACAGACCUUCUCCGCGCCCAGAUGUAACCGACUCCGAGAUGUUUCUGUUUCUAGGAAUUGUUCAAAUGGGACAUAAUAUAAGGGACAGACUAAAGGACUACUGGUCAAUUGCUGAGCAAUUUUGCACGCCUUCCUACAGCAACACAAUGAAACCGUGACCGUUUUCUUCACCUUCGUUUCAUUCAUUUUGCAGAUUACAAUACAGAAUUUGACAGGAAUGCCAACAGUUAUGACCGACUAUGGAAAAUUAGGACCAUCUUCGAUACUGUAAAUGAUGCAUAUCAAAAAUAUUAUCAUCCUUCUCAACAUUUGUCUGUUGAUGAAAUAAUUGUCAAAUUCAAAGGAAGGGUGGUUUUGAGACAGUACAUUCCUAAGAAACACAAACGUUUCGGAAUCAAAAUCUACAAACUCUGUGACGCUGCUGGGUAUACUUACGACAUGAAGGUUUACUUGGGGAAAGACAGGACAGGGACCUCUGCAGAAGGGUUGAGGGAGUAGGCCACAAACUAUACACGGACAAUUUCUUUUCAUCACCAGACUUGUUUGACGAACUAAUGAUGAAGAAAAUAAGUUGCUGUGGGACAUUCAGACUGAAUCGGAAGGGCUUGCCUCAAGACUUUCGCAACAGACAACUUCAAUUGAAGAAAGGUGACAUGUGGGUUAGGGUGAGAGGGGACGUGACAGCACUAGUUUGGAAGGAUAAAAGUGAGGUUCAUAUGUUGACAAACAUGCACUCUCCUCCAGCAGAAGGCAAUUUCUGUGAUGAGCAUGGAAAUGCCAUCAAACCAGCAAUUGUUGCAGAUUAUAAGCACAUGGGAUAUGUCGACAAGGCAGACAGAAUGACAAACAGCUAUUCCAUCAGUCGUACCUGGAAAUGGACAAAUUGUUCUUCCAUCUCCUGCAUCUGACGACUCUGAACAGUUUCAUCAUGUUGUCAUGCUGUGGUGUGAGACUUUCGUUUCACCCUUGUGAGAAAUAUGCUGGAACAUGCUGCAAGGAGUCUACCUCGACCCCGUGCUCUGUCAUCUACAAUAUGUUGGAUUAGAGGAAGCCAAUCGACAUCACUGGCCAACUUCCUCAACCACGAGACUGAACUGUCGUGUGUGCUCUUCAUGUGCAAAGAGGAGAAAUAUCCAAACAAAGUGCAUAGAAUGUGACGUUGGACUCUGCAUUUUUGGGUGUUUCCAGGAGUACCACACGAAGGCUAGAUUCAGUUAGAUCAGUGGUUCUCAAACUUUUUACCUCUGAGCCCCCCUGACAAGAGAAAAUACUCUGAGGCC